AUGCAUGGAUUUGGAAAGAGUCUAGAAUUAAAGAUCAAUGUCUUAUCAGAUGAAGUCGUCUUGCUUGGUCAACCACAGGAAGCAGCAGGGAAAAUGCUUCAGGGUACUCUAUCCUUGAAUGUAAAUGAGCCAAUCAAGGUCAAAUCAAUCAAUUUAUCCUUUAUCGGCAAAAUGAAAGUAUCUUGGUCUGAAGGUGUUGGACAUCAACAGCAUUUUCAUAAACAAGAACGCACCAUCAUUUCACAUCAUUGGGAAUUUGUUGGCAAUGAGCAGAAAAAAUCUCAAGUGUUGAAUGCCGGGAAAUACAAUUGGGUAUUUGAGCUCAUGUUACCUGGUGACCUACCACAGACCCUCGACUCGGAUGUAGGUAGUGUAAGCUAUAGACUAAAAGCGACAGUAGAAAGAACAGCCUUUGUGCAGAACACAGUCAAGAAGAAAGUCAUCAAAGUGCUUCGAUCUGUGUUACCUUCAGAGUUUGAAUUGAUCCAGUCACUAGAAAUUCACAACACUUGGGCAGAGAAAAUGGUUUACGAUAUCAGUGUUCCUUCAAAACUAUACGCAUUCAAUGACAAAAUACCCAUCACUUUCAAGAUACUUCCUAUUGCCUCUCAGCUCAAGGUUCAUGCUCUCAUGGCCUCUAUUAAGGAGUAUUGUACCUAUACAGCUAACGAUCAUACCAAGACAGACACACGGAUCAUUCGUCUUAUUAGACAGGACAAUCCCUUUGUCGAACCGAUUUCGGUCGAAAGACCGACGUGGGAGAAGACACUGCCACUAGAAGUACCCUCAAAGUCACCCAUGGUGUUUGCUGACGCUGACAGUGACAUGAUUCGCAUUCGACAUAGACUCAAGUUUGUCAUCUCUCUUGUCAAUGCAGACGGUCAUAUAUCAGAACUACGCUGCGCAGUGCAGAUCAUCAUUGUCGAAUCAUUUGUUGCCGCACAAGAGAUGACAACUCUCCCUGCCUACGACGAGAUGUGGCGAUCAGUGCCUUACGAUCCGUCUGUCGUCGAAAGACUAAGGGCUCGUUCGAUUUCUGAGGCCGGCAGCAAUGAGCCUCCCCCUCUGCUUCCUGAGAGUGAUCGAGAACCGGUCACUAUCAGCGGUUGGUCUCGUCUGCUGUCCGUGUCGCAAUCAGCCGUGCCUACUGCUGUAUCAUACGAUCAAGUACCUCAUUCACAGCCUGUGGCCAUUCCAGGAUCGAACAGUGGAAGUAGACAUCACUCACGACGACCCUCGGUUGACGAGCAGGACUUGGCCGACGUGCCACUGAGCGAGCUACAGAGAGAAGAUCGAGUCGAAGAAGGACACCAUUGGUGGGACGAGGUUGAUCUCGGCAAAGUACCUUCGUACAGGACAGUAGGAACCAAUUUAUUCCCAUAUUCUCUUCCGCCUGCAUAUGACUCUGUUAACAAUAGAUUUGAUCAUUCACCAGCCAAUCCAUAA
Molecule: messenger RNA, 1446 nt
Organism: Rhizopus microsporus ATCC 52813
Lineage: Eukaryota; Fungi; Mucoromycota; Mucoromycetes; Mucorales; Rhizopodaceae
Exons: 2
Coding region: 1-1446 (481 amino acids)
Biological process (GO): ubiquitin-dependent endocytosis
Cellular component (GO): cytosol; plasma membrane; cytoplasm
Molecular function (GO): ubiquitin protein ligase binding; protein-macromolecule adaptor activity
Source: RefSeq, a predicted model, not a curated record